Torulaspora globosa is the source of this 1338-nucleotide messenger RNA. It is a transcript of the gene RRI1, whose product is annotated as COP9 signalosome catalytic subunit RRI1. Gene Ontology annotation, cellular component: cytoplasm; COP9 signalosome. The record is from RefSeq and is a predicted model, not a curated record. The transcript has a single exon. NCBI's taxonomy places the organism in Eukaryota, Fungi, Ascomycota, Saccharomycetes, Saccharomycetales, Saccharomycetaceae. Gene Ontology annotation, biological process: protein deneddylation. Gene Ontology annotation, molecular function: protein binding; deNEDDylase activity; metallopeptidase activity. Bases 1 to 1338 code for a protein of 445 amino acids.
AUGUUGCUUAGCAAGACCACCGUGGCUUCAUUGGAUAACUAUGACCAAAGUGAUAGUUACGAGCCUAGGCCUAUUCGUUCAGCUCAUUCAAGGGAUCAAAAUAAGGACCAAUUCUUAAAUCAUCAAUCAUGCCAUGAGGAGACUCCAACACAGCAUAGCCUGUUGAAUAGAUCCCUGAACAAUCCAUUGCAAACAUCUUCACGUGGGAACGAGUCCUGGAAGAUCAAUCCAAGGUAUUUUAGCUCGGUUCAGAUUUCGAGGUUGGCCUGUUUGAAGAUUCUCGCUCAUGCGGUGAGGGGAGGAGCAAUUGAGAUAAUGGGGACCCUUAUUGGAGCCACUAUUGGUAAUCAAUUCAUUGUCUUUGACUGUUUUGAAUUACCUGUAGAAGGAACAGAGACGAGAGUAAAUGCCCAGAGUGAGUCUUACGAAUACAUGGUUCAAUAUAUGAGUGAGAUGGUAUCGGCCCCGCACACAGUUGUAGGAUGGUACCAUUCACAUCCCGGUUACGACUGUUGGCUAAGCAAUAUUGAUAUGCAUACUCAAGAUUUGAAUCAGAAAUAUCAAGACCCCUACUUGGGAAUCGUGGUAGAUCCGGUUAAGAGUUUGAAGGAAAACAGAUUAGCUAUCGGCGCCUUCCGUACUAUGCCCAGCGAAAGUGCUCAUGAUGGCGAAGACUCAUUGCAAUUUUAUGAGCUGAAAUUGUUCCCCUUCCAAUCAGAGCUGGAUGACGUUUUCGAUCCUUUAAAAAUAAGCUUUAACCUAAGUUGUCCCGCUUCUAUGGACGACUCGGUCAAUAUGGGGAAACUGGUUGACAUUAUGCGGCAGUGGAAUUCAUUCUAUCAGACACAGCAUGAGACACCAGCCAAUAGAAGAGACCAACUGACCCUGUCGAACCUUAUAAAGAAAUUCAAGGAAGAAGAACAAGACAUUGAACAGAAUUCUCAACGGCUUAGUAUGUAUAGCAGGCGGACUCAUUCAAAUUCACUUGUUAGCGUGUCUACCUCUGGUGAACCAGACAGUGACGUCGAUAUGAAUGAACGGCAUCCAGAGGACGCGGAGAGCCUCAACAGUAGUUCCCACACAAUGACGGAAUCUUUGACACCGCUUAGGCGCCAAAACCUCUCUUUAGGUUCGGCUCUCAGGCGACCUUGGCCUCAUACAUUGGAGAUGAGCUUUAGACGACAUAAUGAAAACCCGGUUGGCAUGGUCAAUGGACCGGAUGCCUUGCAACGUAAUGCACUGUUGCUCGAUUAUGAUAGUCAAAAGAAGGAAAUACUUCGUGCCAAAAUAAAGGAGUACAGGAGACUACGAUAUUACCGGGAUGCUUUCACUUUAUAG